AUGUCCUGCAGCCUCUUCUUGGAGGAUCGAGGCUGCCUUGUGCAAGCCACGCGCCUGCGAGCGAACAAGUUGAUUGGUGAUGAUGAUGCUGAUGAUGUAGUUCAUCUAUGCAGCUUGCACUGGCCCUGUUUGCACCACUGGCACUGUCCUACUUUUCAAACAUCAAACCUCUUCUUCAUGUUGACGUCCAAAGCAAACACCAUGAUCCUCGUGCCCAUCUUCUUCGUGCCACUCCUGCUCCUGCUCCUCCUCCCCGUCACCGCCUCCGACGUCACCGUCACCAUCACCGUCGCCCCCGCCAUUCCGUCGCAGGAACCGUCCUACUCGAAGCGCUACGUCUUCACGUCCGCCGUCCUCAACAGCACCAACACCUACCGGCGGCAGCACAACGCCUCUGCCCUCGCCUGGAACGCGACCCUCGCCUCCUUUGCCUCGUCCUACCUCGCCGCCGCGCGCACAGACGCCUGCAACUUUUCCCACUCGCGCGGGCCGUACGGCGAGAACAUCGCCAUUGGCUACGCCAACGCCACGGCCGCCGUCGCCGCCUGGGGCGACGAGCGCGGGAUAUACGACUUUGGAAAGCCCGGCUUCGAGCACGCCACGGGGCACUUUACCCAGCUGGUGUGGAAGGGCACCACGACAAUGGGAUGUGAGCGCGUGCUGUGCGGUGUGAGGGGCUGGUUCGUCGCGUGCGAGUACUGGCCGCCGGGCAACGUGCAGGGGCAGUACGACGAUGAGGUGCAGAGGCAAGUGAGUGGUGAGCAAAGAGUAAGGGCUGGCUUAAAGGGAGUGGUGGUAAUAGUGACGGGAGUGGUGGUUUGGCUUUCUUGGACGUGA
Messenger RNA from Cordyceps militaris CM01, 837 nucleotides. Its product is annotated as extracellular SCP domain protein Pry1, putative. The record is from RefSeq and is a predicted model, not a curated record. Bases 1 to 837 code for a protein of 278 amino acids. The transcript has 3 exons. NCBI's taxonomy places the organism in Eukaryota, Fungi, Ascomycota, Sordariomycetes, Hypocreales, Cordycipitaceae. Gene Ontology annotation, cellular component: extracellular region.